AUGGUGAACUUCAAGAGAUGUCUAUAUGGUUCAGCCGCCAGGUUUUGUUCAUCCUCAAUUCCCAACUCAUAUUUGCAAGUUUCACAAAUCUUUUAUGGUCUUAAGCAAGCUCCACGAGCUUGGUAUAACAAGCUUCAUCAAUUUCUCAUCUCGGAAACUGCUCUUCAUUUAUUGACUCAUUUGUUCAAGCUCUGGAUCGUGCAUUCUACCGUAAGGGACCUUGGUCCACUACAUUACUUCCUUGGAAUUCAGGCGUGCCGCAAUAGUGAUGGUAUUUGGCUCUCUAAAUCUCAGUAUAUCCAGAGUAUCCUCACGAAAGCUGGUAUGAUUCACUGUAAGCCUCUAAGCUCACCCACGACCACAAGUGCAAAGCUUCACAAAGGUGACAGUUCCGACUUUGAUGAUCCAAGUCUUUAUCGUCAAGUUUUUGGUGCUCUUCCAUAUCUUACUUUAACAAGGCAGGACAUAACUUUUGUGGCAUCUAACCUUUAUUUACAAGCUCUUAUAGACUCCGAUCGAGCUGGUAGUAUUGAUGAUCGCAAGUCAACAGGUGGUUAUGCAAUAUACUUUGGCCCAAAUCUGAUAUCCUGGUCAUCCCGCAAGCAACGAAAAGUGGCACAUUCUUCUAUCGAGUCUGAGUACAAAGCAUUAGAUGAUGUUGCUGCAUAA
Messenger RNA from Nicotiana attenuata, 669 nucleotides. RefSeq lists its product as uncharacterized. Lineage: Eukaryota; Viridiplantae; Streptophyta; Magnoliopsida; Solanales; Solanaceae. Bases 1 to 669 code for a protein of 222 amino acids. The transcript is spliced from 3 exons. The record is from RefSeq and is a predicted model, not a curated record.